UACUGCCCCUUCCCUGACUGACAGCUCCCUUACCGACCAGCAAGCCGCAGGCUUAAUUCGCCAGCCAAUCUAUCUGCCCACAGAAAGUUGGUGUAAAGUUCCAGGAAAGUUUCAGAGAAGUUCUACAUAGAGCAACUAGCUGGACAUGGGGAUUCUGUGGCUGGCAGUCAGACUUCAAGUCCUUUUGCUCAUAGUCACAGGGGCAGGUGUCAGUGCCUCUGAGAUGGAGAAGAGACUUCUCAACAAGUUGUUUGGCUCCUACAAUCCCAAUGUGCGGCCUGCGCAGACAGCAGAUGAGAAAGUGACAGUGAGAGUGGGGAUGACGCUCUCACAGCUGAUCAGCCUGAAUGAAAAGAAUGAGGAAAUGACCACAAAUGUCUUCAUGAAUCUGGCCUGGAUGGAUUAUCGAUUGAGGUGGGACCCGAAGAAUUAUGACGGCAUUGAUGUUCUUCGAAUUCCCUGCAGCAAAGUGUGGCUGCCUGACAUUGUGCUACUGAACAACAACGAUGGCAAUUUCCAUGUGGCACUCCUUGUUAAUGUGCUGGUACAGCACACUGGCAUUGUCAGGUGGCUCCCUCCUGCCAUCUACCGGAGCUCCUGUGCCAUCAGAGUGAAGUACUUCCCAUUUGAUUGGCAGAACUGCACCAUGGUUUUCAAAUCUUACACGUACGAUACAUCUGAGGUGAUCCUGGAGCACUCCCUGGACGAUUCGGGGAGGCACGAGAUCAGAGAGGUGAUCAUUGACAAGAAUGCCUUCACCGAGAACGGUGAGUGGCAAAUCUGGCACAAGCCCUCACGCAAGAACAGGCUGAGCCAUGACCCAAGCUAUGAAGACAUUACCUUUUAUCUCAUCAUCCAGCGCAAGCCCCUCUUCUACAUUGUCAACAUCAUCAUACCCUGCGUCCUCAUCAGUAUCCUGGCCAUCCUGGUCUUCUACCUUCCUCCUGACGCAGGUGAGAAGAUGACUCUGUCAAUCUCCGUGCUGCUGGCACUCACUGUCUUCUUGCUGCUUCUGGCUGACAAGGUCCCGGAGACCUCACUGGGAGUUCCCAUCAUCGUCAACUACCUGAUGUUCACCAUGAUCCUUGUCACCUUCUCAGUCAUCCUCAGUGUGGUUGUUUUAAACCUUCAUCAUCGCUCUCCAAAUACACAUGCCAUGCCCUACUGGGUCAAACAGAUUUUCAUCCAAAUGUUACCCAGGUACCUCCAGAUGCAGAGGCCUAAACUGGAGGCCUCAGAGAGUGAGAAACGUGUUGCUCUGAGCCGUGUAACAGAUGAAUACUUCAUCCGAAAACCUGCCAUGGACUUAAACAACAUGAGAGUGGAUUUGCCCCCAAGCCACCUGUUCCCUGAGAUAAACAGAUACAUAAAUGGCAUCGUCCAACAAGUGGUGUUGCCUCCGGAUCUAAAAGCAGCAGUGGAGGCCAUCAAGGACAUUGCCAAGGAGUUGCAGGGGCAAGAGGAAUACGACAAGCUGAAGGAGGACUGGCAGUACGUGGCCAUGGUUGUCGACAGGCUGUUCCUCUGGGUCUUCAUCACCUUCACCUCACUGGGGACGCUUGCCAUCUUCCUUGAUGCCAGCUACAAUGUUCCACCUGUCGAUCCCUUUGACCCUUUGACCUAAUGCCAACCCCUGUCAGCUCUCCUUCCCCAAUCAUACAAGUAAAAGCGUCUUCCCGUCCCAAUCCAUCCCAUUCCCGACGUCUAGUGUGAUUGCGAUGCACGAAUGAACAGUUUCAGUUGGACAAUAGACUGUCUUCUUUUUAUUUUAUUUUGUUCAGGAAAAGCACAGCCUUCCCUUUCACAUUCUAUUUUUGUGGGCCUGGUGUGUGAGUUGGAUCUCUCUCCUUUCCCAGCUGGAGCCUUCCCACCUCACAAUGCAAUCUAGAUACUGCAGACAAGUCAGGAAAAAUGAAACCCUUUGCAUCACUGUGCCAAAAAUCUCAGAUAUUGGAUCAUAUGCUAUUAACUUGAGCAGGAAGAAUGAGAAAACAAUAUUAUCGAAAGAGAACUGCAGAAUUCCAAGGCACAGAUGGAUUUGGGUGUUCUGGUGUGCGUAUCAAAACGUUAGUAUACAGGUGAAGAAGUCUAAUGGGGUGUAAUUCUUUAAUGUGAGAGAAAUUGAAUGAAAAGUAAGUUUUGGAGUCAUACUGGACCCAGAUGUUAACUCAGCAGGUCUGGAGAAAGAAACAGAGUUUCUCUGGAAUUCUCUGUUUGUUUCAUAUUUCCAGCAUCUGCUAUAUUCGCCUCGAUAAAAGUAAGAAUGUUCUGCUUCAGUUAUACAGGACGUUGGUGACACCACAUAUUGAAUACUUCAUGCAGUUUUGGUUUUCUUAUUGAAGGAAGGAUAGAAAUGCAUUGGAGGUGUUUCGGGGAGAUUUCCUAGAUUGAUUCCUGGAAUGAGUGAGUUGUCUUAUGAGAAUAGUUUGGAUAGGCUGGGCCUCCACUGGUUUUCACUGGUGUUUAAAAAAGUAAGGGGUGACUUGAUUUAAUUAUACAACGUCUUGAAUUGGUUUGACAAAGUGGAUGUUUCCUUGGAGAGUGAGUCAAGACUAUGGAGCAUUGUUUUAAAAUUAAGGGUCGCCCUUGCAAGACAGAGGAUGUAAGUGGUACACAGUUGCCACUGCACAUCAGUGAUGGAGGGAGUGACUGUUGAAGGUGAUGGAUGAGGUGCCAGUCAAGCAGACAGGUUUGUCCUCAAUGGUAUUGAGUUUUGUGAGUGUUGUUGGAGUUGUACUCAUCCAGACUGGGGAGUAUUCCAUCACACUCCUGACUUGUGCCUUGUAGACAGUAGAUAGGUUUUGGGGAGUUGUGAGUUUCUCGCUGCAGGAUUUCUAGCAUCUGACUUGUUCUUGUGCCCACUGUAUUGUUAUGGAGUUCAGUCUGUUUAUGAUCAGGAUAUUGACUGUUGAGGAUUCAGCAAUGGUAAUGCCAUUGAAUGACAAGACAAAAAGAUUAGAUUAGUUUUUGUUGGAGAUGGUCAUUGCCUGGCACUUAUGUGCUGUGCAUGUCACUUGCCUCUUAUCAGUCCAAGUCUGAAUCUUGUCCAAGUCCUGCUGCCUAUGUACAUGGACUACUUCAGUAGCUGAGGAGUUGCAAAUGGAACUCAACACUUAUGUAGCCAUCAGCAAAUCAUACCACUUUUGACCUUAUGAUGGAGGGAAAGUGACUGAUGAAACAUCUGAAGGUGCUUUGAUGAUCUUAGGGUGUUUGUGGCAUAGUGCUGGUGUACCUACCUCUGAGCUCAGAGGACUGGGUCAAGUCCCAGUCAUUCCACAUGCAUCAUAAUAUCUCAACAGGUUGAUUAGCAAGUAUCUACUCUAAUGAUCUUGUAGCUGAGAUAAUUAACCUCCAACAAUCAUAACCAUCUUCACUCGUGUUAGGUGUCAACUGUAUACAGCAGACAGCUUAUCGUCAUUCCUGCUGAAUUCAGUAACAAUGAACAAAUUCUCAAGCUGCUUAAUAUAGGGACAUGCCUGAGACAUGAUUGCACCUACCUUAGUCCAAGCCACCUCCAUACCAGCAUGGGCAAUGGAAGGUCUUGAUUCUACAGUGUGGUAAGACUUAAAGGUACCUACGAUCCAUAAUCACAGCAUUGUUGCAGCACGGAAAGCCCCUCGUGGUUGUACUAGCUCUCUGAAUGAGCAGUGCACUUAGAGCUAUUCUUCACCUUCUCUCAGCAGUCCUCCACAUUCUUCCUUUUCAGGUAAGCAGUUAAUUCCCUUUUGCAAUCCACAACUAAACCUGCUUCCACCACACUGCCGGGCAGCAUUCCAGAUCCCAACCAUUUGCUACACAGUAAAGUUCCUCCUUGUAUUGCUCCUCCGUUGCUUCUUUUGCCAAUUCCCAUAAACUUUUGCCAUCCUGUUCUCAAUCCUUCCACCUGUGGGAGUGAUUUCUCUGUCUGAUUUUGAAUACCCUAUUCAAAUCUCUUCUUGACCUUCUCUUCUCCAAGAACAAUCCUAAUUACCCCGAUUUGUUUAUUUAAGCGAUGAAUGAUGGAAAAAGUGUACUCACAUCUACCAGACACAAGCUAGGUGUUGACUCUAGAUGUCAAUUGUGACUCCAUCCUUUGAUCCAGACUCCAACAAUGAAGGGGGCACCAACCACCAUCCUGCACCACCCCAAACCAACAUCUGACCGAGGCAGAAAGGCUACAAUUGCAAUGAUGUUCCAAGACUUGGAAACAGAAUCCAUAAAGAAUUUUACCACUGGGAACGGACAAUAUGUCUCAAGUAUGUUGGAUUUAUUGAAGAUUCCAGGAAUGUUUUGGAUUCGUGUUCUGUGCAUUUUUGGUUUGAAUGCAACUCAUUCCCCCUCCCCCAUAGUGCCUUUUUUAAACAAUCACAAACUCUCUGUUAUCAAAGUCAUUUAAUCAAUGAUUAUUAAAUUAUGCCAUUUUCCCUUCAUGGGGAAUCUCAUGAUUUUUAUUUAACGGGCAAGUCCCUGGUGCCAGCUCAGCUAUUAAUGAGGUAAUGGUAGGUGCCUGAAGGUUCAGCCAUUAUUACAGAUAGAGCUUUUAGUUUGUUCAGGAAAUGAGAAAGAGCGAAUUUGGGAUGGGUUGGGGUGUGGGGUGGGAGAAGAGAUUGGAAAUGAGGAAGAGAUGUGGGAGAUCAAAGCUG
Messenger RNA from Stegostoma tigrinum, 4622 nucleotides. RefSeq names its product acetylcholine receptor subunit beta-like. Gene Ontology annotation, molecular function: transmembrane signaling receptor activity; acetylcholine-gated monoatomic cation-selective channel activity. Lineage: Eukaryota; Metazoa; Chordata; Chondrichthyes; Orectolobiformes; Stegostomatidae. Gene Ontology annotation, cellular component: postsynaptic membrane; neuron projection; synapse. Bases 146 to 1624 code for a protein of 492 amino acids. The transcript has 11 exons. The record is from RefSeq and is a predicted model, not a curated record. Gene Ontology annotation, biological process: signal transduction; chemical synaptic transmission; nervous system process.